AUGAGACUCUCGUUUUCCACUCUUUUGGCCUUUCAGGCACUGGUCGGCUCUAGCAUAGCCGCUGCUUUGCCGGAAAAGGCCAUUCUUCGACCAGUCCAGAAGCGACAGGCCUCCAUCCCAUCUACACCCCUUGGACCAGCCAAAUUCACCCCGAAGACCAACGUUACCUUGCCCUAUGAAGGGCUCAACGCUACCAACGCCCUCGUCCGGGCUAUGAUGAAGCAACCUGCCGUCUUGUUAGAGAACAUCGAGACAAUCACCGAUGUUGAGUGCUCGACUGCUGGACUUGUUCUCAAAUUUAGCGUUACCGAAGACUACAACACAUGCUUGAGCACAUGGCCAGCAAAGGACUUCAUCAUCAUCACGAACCACAAUGGGACUUGCGACAGCGAGCACGAGCGCGGUGUCUAUGUGGUCCAGAACUACACCUUUGACAAUGCCACCUUGACUCUUACUGCUUCGUCUACCAAAGCAGAGAUCAGUGAUCAGAUGAAUGACGCAGUCAUCGAUUUCCAGCACACCGGCACUGCUACGACCAAGCGUGAUCUCUCCGGAACCAUUUCCGCAGACCUUUCUGGCUCCACGCUCGUUGCGACGGACGCCUUGAAUAUUGUCGCCAAUGAAGCCAAGCUGGAAAGCACAGUCACCUUGGCCGGCCAUGUUCACUACAGUUUUCGGAAGUUCAAGGUUGACGAGUUCUACAUUGAUGUAGACUACUCGUCUGCUUUGAACCUCAAUAUCUCUGCUGCAGUCAACGCCCAGUAUUCGACCAACUUGUACAACUACAACCCUCUUUCCGUAUCUGUUUCAGCCUUCACUAUUCCCGGCAUCAUCGAUGUCGGCCCCAUGAUGAACUUCGGUCUCGGCAUCGAAUUUGCUGCAUCCGGUGUUGUCAAGGCGUCUGUGGACGUUGUCUCAACUAUUGCCGAUGCUCAAGUUCACCUUGACUUUUUGGACUCCGCCAAGACCUCUACAACAGGCUGGAAGCCGCAGACCAAUGUCACCACGGAUAUCACUGCUCAAGUUGAGCUUCAGCUAAAUCCGUUUGCUGACCUGACCGUUGCCCUGGGGGUCAAGCUUUUUAACGGUCUCCUAGACAUGUCUGCUGGAGUCGAGGCGAAGCCUCAGGUCGUCAACGUAUUUGCGGCGGACUUUGACUUCGCUUACACCAGCGCCAGCGGUGUUACCUUUGCAAAGCCUACUGAGGAUCAGUGCAAGAAUGGCGCUUGGUUUGCUAGCACUUUCCACUUGGGCGUUGAUGCAUAUGUCACGCAGUUCUACACCAAGAAAUUGUACGAGGUCGAUGUGCCGAUUUACCAGUCGCAAUGCUGGAAUUUUGUCCACUGA
Colletotrichum costaricense is the source of this 1347-nucleotide messenger RNA. RefSeq lists its product as uncharacterized. Bases 1 to 1347 code for a protein of 448 amino acids. NCBI's taxonomy places the organism in Eukaryota, Fungi, Ascomycota, Sordariomycetes, Glomerellales, Glomerellaceae. The record is from RefSeq and is a predicted model, not a curated record. The transcript has a single exon.